Messenger RNA from Talaromyces proteolyticus, 1077 nucleotides. RefSeq lists its product as uncharacterized. NCBI's taxonomy places the organism in Eukaryota, Fungi, Ascomycota, Eurotiomycetes, Eurotiales, Trichocomaceae. The transcript is spliced from 5 exons. The coding region runs from base 1 to 1077 and encodes 358 amino acids. The record is from RefSeq and is a predicted model, not a curated record.
AUGGGGGCUUGGGUAUACAAUGCCUCUCCUGAGGUAGAGGCGAUGUCGAAGUUUCCGUCCAUUGUUGCGGUGUGUAUUAUCCUGACACUCCUGAUGACCCUGACUGUGACCAGUCGAGUUUCUAUUCGAGCUGCGCAGCGUCGUUUGGGUGCGGAUGACUAUGUGAUGCUGGUUGCGAUGUUGUUUAGUAUUGUAUACAACAUCCUCUGCAUCGUGCAAACGAGAUAUGGGCUGGGUUUACCGUUGAAGGAUCGGCCAAAGCCGAACCUGAUUACAUACACCAAGGUCAACUUCGCAGGUCGACCAUUCUAUCAAUUCGGUAUUGGUCUCUUCAAACUGGCCCUGUGCAUCAGCUAUCUACGACUGCUAUCCGGAACAACGAAGAAGAACUACCGUAUUCUCAUCUUGACGGUAGCAGUAAUAUCGACCCUGGGUCAUCUUGCCUGGACUUUGAUUCUUAUACUCAACUGCAAUCCAGUCAGCAAAUCUUGGCUCCCAAUGGAAGAAGGAACUUGCCUCCCGUUUGGACCGACAAACUACGGCAUGGCCGGCUUCAGUAUCGCCUGCGAUAUGACCACUAUCCUCCUCCCGAUUCCGCUGCUACUACAGUUAAAAGUCCGACCGGUACAGAAGGUCGGUAUUAUAUGUUUGUUCUCAUUGGGCUUAUUCACGACCAUCUGCUCGAUUCUGCGUUUGACGCAAAUCAAAGUGAUCGCAUACGGAAACGGAGACUCCACCAUGUUGGUGCUAUGGGGAACUAUCGAAUUCAAUAUUGGAAACAUCAUCACAUCGGUCCCAUACUUGGCACCCAUGUUUAAACGCUGGGUGUCUGACUUUGGCUACCAGGUCGGAUAUCGCAGUCGGACACGCACGGUCGUCCCAACUACAGAUCGGUAUGCACUACACGCAUAUGGGAAGGACGGCAUCAAAUUAAGCGCCCAUAAAGACACCGUUGCGGUCACAAGUAAGAAGGUCGUAUCACGCACUCCGAGUGAGGAACUCAUUCUCGGAACCUAUCAACCUACAGGUAAUAAUAUCAUACGAACAACUGAAUAUCGUGUGACAGUUGAUGAUUGA